Rubroshorea leprosula is the source of this 862-nucleotide messenger RNA. NCBI's taxonomy places the organism in Eukaryota, Viridiplantae, Streptophyta, Magnoliopsida, Malvales, Dipterocarpaceae. The record is from the annotation of a GenBank genome assembly.
CCCCCUGUAACCCGACAAGCCCCCCAAGCUGCCAACCGCCCUCUCUUGAGGAAAAUUGGCAAAAGCUUAAAUUUUUCCCUUGCUUUCUUGUCCAAGAACAAGAAUUAGGACCUAGAAGCCUCUUGAAGCAAGAAAAAUCCCAGAUCUAGCUACCUUCCUCCUCCCCUAUCGUCGGUUUCAGCUUGGUGUGGGUGUGAAUUUCUUGGUUUCUGGUUGCCGUGAGUUGCUCCAUUUCUUUUUCCCCGUCGGCUUCCUUCCCAGCUGGACCCGGUGCUACUUGCCGAAAGAUUUUGGGUAUGUGGCAACUUCUUGAAUUCAACUUUUACCCAUUUAGUUGCUAAAAUUAUCCAUGUAAUUACUGCCCCUGUACUGUUCAAUUUCUGCCGAAAUAUAGAAGAAAUUGGUAGCACUUUAAGUUGUGUUUUUAGUUUAAUUCAUGUAGAAAUCUCUUGAUUUAGUUGCUGUGAGGUUUAUAUGGAAAAAUCCCGUGACUCAGCCAAUUUUUGCCAAAGCCGGUUCCUCCAUGUUCUGUCCAUGAAUUUGAGAAAUGUUGUUCUUGAGUGUUCUGUUACCCGAGCACUUGGCUUGAGUUUUCGGUAUUACGUGAUUUGAGGUAAGUAAAUUACGGUAACACCUUUAAAUUUUAAAGCAUAUUUUAAAUUGUUUUUAAGAUGGUUGUAACGUUUAAAUUGAUUUUAUUAGCACCAAGUAUGAUUGGUUUGAAAUGGAAUUAUUUUCAUUUUCAUUGAGUAGUCAUUGAGUAGAGCACGCCUACUUGGAGUUUACUGAACUACUUUGAUGGUUUGAAAAUUUUUGUAAAUUAUGAUUUUCUUGUUGAUCCAUGCCCACAUGGAAUUUUUAA